Pungitius pungitius (ninespine stickleback) is the source of this 5368-nucleotide messenger RNA. It is a transcript of the gene gigyf2, whose product is annotated as GRB10 interacting GYF protein 2. Gene Ontology annotation, molecular function: protein binding. The record is from RefSeq and is a predicted model, not a curated record. Lineage: Eukaryota; Metazoa; Chordata; Actinopteri; Perciformes; Gasterosteidae. Gene Ontology annotation, cellular component: cytosol; perikaryon; proximal dendrite. Gene Ontology annotation, biological process: insulin-like growth factor receptor signaling pathway. The coding region runs from base 246 to 4349 and encodes 1367 amino acids. The transcript is spliced from 31 exons.
CGGGUUUUAUCAAUUGUCAUGUGACCCAAACUCAGCCAUCUUGUGGAAAACGAGAGAGAGAGAGAGAGAGAGAGAGAGAGAGCCACACAACUCGCAUACAAACCUUGUGCUGUCAGAACAAGCCGAGACCGAGAGACUUCCUAAAAUAGCUUUAGCAGACUGAAAUUGAACACUGCUUGUGUGCUAGUGGAUGGGCUGAAUAUCCUUGGGAGUUGUAAAACAUUAAAGCAGAACUUCAAGGAAGAAUGGACGAGACUCAGACACUUAACUUUGGACCAGAAUGGCUCCGUGCCUUGUCUGGAGGUGGUGGUGGUAGCGGAGGUGGCAGUGUUGGUGGAGGCGGUGGCUGCGGGAUUGCGUCUCCACCCCUCUCCCCCGCAUUGCCAAAGUAUAAACUUGCCGACUAUCGCUACGGGAGAGAAGAAAUGCUAGCACUUUAUGUAAAGGAUAACAAGAUCCCUAUAGACCUACACGAUAAGGAGUUCCUGCCCAUAUUGCAAGAGGAGCCCUUGCCGCCUCUGGCACUCGUGUCUUUUACAGAGGAAGAACAGAGAAAUUUUUCCAUGUCUGUAAACAGUGCGGCUGUACUUCGGCUGGCAGGACGAGGAGGCGGUCCGAUAGUAGGGGCACCAAGAGGCCGAAGUACCUCAAGGGGUAGAGGCCGGGGAAGAGGAGAUGGAGGUUUUUACCAAAGAAGUUUUGAUGACGUGGAAGGUUUUGGUCGUGGAGCGAGGGAGAUGCAUCGUUCCCAAAGCUGGGAAGAAAGGGGAGAGCGGCGGUUUGAAAAGCCAGGUCGAAAAGACCCAGUGGAAGUUUCCCCAGGGCAUUUUCCGAUGAAUCACAUCCGGAGCAACUAUGAGGAUGCUGUCCCAGGCCUACCGAGGAAGCAUGAUUUCACACGCUCAGAGAGUGAGAACUGGCGUUCUUCUCAGAAUGAGGGUCCUCGGUCAGCAGGGUGGCGGGAACUCGCGGAGCAGCGUCGUCGUUUCCCAUUUGAUGCGAGAGAAGAUGAGCGCGGCUACAGGAGGCCGCGGUCGGGUAGCGGCAGCUUUGAGGACGAGAGGGACAGCCUGCCAGAGUGGUGUCUGGAGGACGCAGAGGAGGAGGCGGGCACCUUCGACUCAUCGGGGGCCUUCCUCUCACUCAAGAAAUCCUCCAAGGAGCCGAUCCUGGAGGAGGGAGAGCUGGACUUCAGACCCUUGGAAGAGUGUGAAGAGGGCCUGGAGGAAGAUGACUGUCAGCCCAGGGAAACCAAAGAAAUGGUAGCUGAGGCCAGAAGGGAAUCCGAACAAGAAGAGCCCCAGGUUCCUGCCCAGCCCAACAGAACAGAAGAGGCUGAGAGGCCAGCUGAACGGCAGCCCCCCCUAGAGCUCCAAUCAGAGCUUUGCAAAGUGCCCCUGCGCAUCCCUAUGUCAAACAGCAUGCUCGACUCCCUACCCAUGAACCAUAGUACAACCAGAACAGAAGUAUCUGCUCAAUCACCCAGCAUCCAGCUACCGCAAAAGCCUCUGGAGAUUCCUGUGGCCAUGAACAAUCCUUUCCCUUCAAGUAUAAUGGCACCUAUAGGCAGGCCCACGGCUGUGUCACAUGAUACAGAUGAAGAUGGACUGAAACACUUUGAGCAGGAGGCAGAAAAGAUGGUGGCUUACCUACAGGAUAGUGUGGUGGAUGAUGACAGACUUACAGCAAAGACUUCAGAGAAGCCCAAACCUGCAGGCCUGUCGCUCACCCACGAGGCGGCUCUCAAGUGGUUCUACAAAGACCCCCAAGGGGAGAUCCAGGGUCCAUUCAACAACCACGAGAUGACUGAAUGGUUCCAGGCUGGUUACUUCACGAUGUCUCUCUUGGUCAAAAGAGGAUGCGACGAAGUAUUUCAAGCUCUUGGAGAGAUCAUGAAGAUAUGGGGGAGAGUACCGUUUACUCCAGGCCAUGCACCACCGCCUUUACAGGGGGAUGGUGAUCAGGAGAGGUUGAAGAGACAGCAAGAGCUCACCGCUCUCAAUCUCUACCAGUUACAGCAGCUCCAAUAUCAAUACCUCCUCAGACAGCAGUAUGCUCAGGCCCUGGCCCAGCAGAAAGCUGCAGCUCUCAGCUCAGCACCUCUUCAACAGCAGCAGCAACACCAACAGCAGAUCAAUUUGCUUCUGCAGCAAUACCAGGCUCUCAAACUAAGAGCAUCUGAAAGCCCACUACCUCCUGUAACCCGAUCCCUGUCUGUACCAGACAACGGUUCCGUGUGGGAAAUGCAGAACGCGUCCUCUCAGGCUUCCUGCACAUCAAACGUUCAACAAGCUGCUCCAAACACGUGGGAUGGCAGCAGCGUGUGGGAUUUGCCUAUAGACUCUGUGGCUCAGGCGCCGACCAUCGAGCAGAUGCAACAGGUAGAGAAGUCAAAGUCUGCAAAGCGAACGCGCGAGAGCAAAACAGACAGGUGCAGGUUACGGGCAACAAAUCUGGCUGUCGGAGAAGGAAACCGCGCAGAUGCACGUAAACUUGCCAUUAAUAAAUCAAUGUUGGAGUUGGAGAGGCGUGAUGCAGAAAUGAGAGCCAAAAGGGAGGAAGAGGAAAGGAAACAUCUGGAGGAGGCCCUGAGGGCUCGACAGGAGGAGGAACGCAAACGCUUGGAAGAAGAGGAGCUGGCACGGGAAAAACAGGAGGCAGCAUUAAGACGGCAGCAAGAGCAAGAAGAGGCUCAGCGCAGACAGGAAGAGGAGAGAAUGGCACAAGAGGAAGCUCUCCGUCGAUUAGAGGAGAGGCGGAGGGAAGAGGAGGAGAGAAAUAAACGGGAAGAGUUCCUUCGCAAACAGGCGGAGGAGCGCAGGAAGCAGCAGGAGGAACUUGAAGCAUUAAGGAGGCGGGAGGAGGAAAAGCGAGCGGAGGAAGAGGCGGCAGCAGCUGUUGCUGCUGCUGCGGCAGCUGCUGCUGCUAUGGCCCAACAACAACUGGAGGAGCAGAAGAAGAGGGAGCAGGAGGUCCAAAAGCAGCAGGAGCUACAGAGACAGAGGCAGCAGCAACAAGAGGCUCUCAGGAGACUUCAACAGCAGCAGCAGCAGCAACUUGCACAAAUGAAGCUGCCGUCCUCUUCAAAGUGGGGCCAGCAGUCGGUCAGCGCUGUGAACCAGGCUCAGAGCGCCCUGUCACUGGCUGAGAUCCAGAAGCUGGAGGAGGAGAGAGAGCGACAGACGCGGGAGGAGCAGCGACGUCAGCAACAAGAACUCCUCAAAGUACAGCAGCAGCAGGCCUUACAUCUGUCUCAGCAGCCCCAGUCCAAGUUGUCUGGUUGGGGGAGUGUGGCCAAACAGCCAACUGCUACCAAAUCUUUGCUGGAGAUUCAAAGGGAGGAAGCCCAGCAGAUGAAACAGCGGAAGGAGCAGCAGCAGCAGCAGCAGCAGCAGCAGCAACAGCAGCAGCAGCAACAACAACAACAACAGCAACAACAGCAGCAGCAACUACUAUUACAACAACAACAACAACAACAAGUAGUACAACAGCAACCACCGCCGCCUAGGCAGCAGCAGCCGCAGUCGCAGCCACAGCAGCAGCCACACUCCAUCGUCACCCAACAGGCCUGCUCUCAAAACAGAACUACGUCGUCUCUGAGUAGCUCUGUGUGGGGGUCUGUGAACACCACCAUGUGCCCUAACUGGGGCUCAGACUCCAGCAGCAUCUGGGGUGACACCCACAACGCUAACAUGGGCUUCUGGGAUGAGGCAGUGAAAGAAGCCGUUCAGCAACCUCCUCCAACAAAGAAAGGCAGCACGCAGAAGAACAACAAAGGCAACGCAAACCUCAGCAACUCUGGGAGUGGGCGGGCCAAUAAAAAAGCUGAGGAGGAGGAAAAGCUGCUAAAGCUGUUCCAAGGAGUCAAUAAGGGCAAGCAGGACACCUUCAUGCAAUGGUGCGAGAAAACCCUGCACACCCUCAACACAGCCAACAACCUGGAUGUUCCUACGUUUGCAUCCUUCCUGAAAGAGGUGGACUCCCCAUACGAGGUGCACGACUACGUCAGGGCCUACCUGGGGGACACUCCCGAGGCCAAGGACUUUGCCAAGCAGUUCCUGGAGCGUCGGUCCAAACAGAACGCUAACCAACCGAAAGCGGCGCCGCAGAACCAACAGCAAACCCUCAAGCAGCAGCAGGAUUCCGUAUGGGGCGGAACGGGAUCGCCGUCACUCUAUCAGUCCAACCACACCAGUGGCCUCCAGCAGCAGCGCUUUGAGACGGUCACCUCCGGGAAGAAGAAAAAGAAGCAGAAGAUGGUCCGCGCGGACCCCAGCCUUCUUGGUUUUUCUGUGAAUGCGUCAUCUGAGAGAUUGAAUAUGGGAGAGAUAGAGACUUUGGACGACUGAUAAAGGGAUUGCGGCCAAGCAACUCCACUGACUGUAUCCAAUUUGAACAGCAGCUGUUUUACCCAAACCCCCCUCCCCCUCCACGCCCCCGACCGCUUCCACGACGUUCACGUAUAUUCUCAGUUUCAAAAUGAUCAGACAAACGCUGGUAAUCUCAUCAAUUCCAGAUUGCGAACAAACUGCGAUCUCUGAGGCAGGGUGUUUUCUUCUUGCUCACGGACCAAUGUUCUGACGAAGACCUUCGGGAGAAAUGAACGGAAGCAAACUGGCCAGUGAAACAUCCGACCAUCCGAGAGAGCCAUCGCCAAAUCAACUCAACAGUCCGGAGAGAUCUGCAGAGGGUCUGAUUUCCACCGACCAUCGACUGUCCUGAAACUCUGUGACAACAAAUUAUUCAUAUUUGGACUCUAAUUGUAACUGGACAGAAAUGGGUGGGAUGGUUGGAGUAUUAUGGGAAAAGGGUCAGAAAUUAUAUCCAUUUUUGUUUUUUAUUUAUUGGAAGUCCCCCCCCCAUCCCAACGCUGUGUUCACAUUACAACCAAAAUUGACAUUGCGCAGGUGUUUGUCGACGUAGAAAACAAAAACAUAGGGUUGUUUGAUGCUUAAUGGCGUCAUUGGAGAGCAAAAGAAAAAUUCUGGCGCCAGCUCUGCCUCCAUAUGUUGGCGUUCGGUUUGUAGCUUCAUGACGCCGGCGUCCAUCAAAAAUGACUCGUAGAAUGUGGCCGUGUCGCAGGGGGCGUGAAGGCAGUGUUCCACUUUAAUCCCGCCCCCUCGUUCCUCUUCUCUUUUUAUCCUGGGUGUUCAUGGAUAAUGAUAACAAGGUAGAGCCCAAGGAUUCGUGCCCAUUUAUGUCCUGUUUUAAGGACAUGACAAAAGUUCCAAGUAGUUAUCUAUUUGUUGUACAAUACUAGGCUGUUUGAAGAAUAAACUUUCAACUCUGCAUCUGUAUUAUAAUAUAUGAAAAUGAUCUGGAGUUUUUUUAUUGACGGUAUUAAAUAAAACUGUCUGUGGGCUGUCCA